Gymnodraco acuticeps is the source of this 1463-nucleotide messenger RNA. Its product is annotated as hepatocyte nuclear factor 3-beta-like. Gene Ontology annotation, molecular function: transcription factor binding; DNA-binding transcription factor activity, RNA polymerase II-specific; protein domain specific binding. Bases 192 to 1394 code for a protein of 400 amino acids. NCBI's taxonomy places the organism in Eukaryota, Metazoa, Chordata, Actinopteri, Perciformes, Bathydraconidae. Gene Ontology annotation, biological process: cell differentiation; anatomical structure morphogenesis; regulation of transcription by RNA polymerase II. The transcript is spliced from 4 exons. The record is from RefSeq and is a predicted model, not a curated record.
CCGCUGCAGGCUCCGCGAGCACAGGUGUCAGAGAGUGCCUCGCGGACACCGGUCACUCUGCCUGUUUCUAGCCGGGAAUGAGGAGCUUUCCCCCCCGGUGGUCAUAGUAGGACAUCCAGGAUACACCGGAUAAAAGGAACCGUUGUUUCCCGCUUUAUUUGGGUUUUAUUUUCCGUUUGGAUGUUGGAGUCAUGCUGAGCGCCGUUAAGAUGGAGGAUCUUCCGGAGUGGAGCGGGAGCAGCUACUACGGAGAGGCCGAGUGUUACUCCGCAGCAGCGAACAUGAACUCAAUGAGCAGCUACAUGAACGCGCCUGGCAUGACCGGCAGCGGACACAUGAACGCGCAUUACAUGAACCCGGUGCACACGGCCCCGGUGCCUCCCGGUCUCUCGCACCCCCCCACCGGCUCCGGUACCGGGAUGAUUCCGGGCCUGAGCUCCGCGCUGCAGCCGGGCACGAGCACCGGCUGCGCGCCGCCGUACGGGAGCGCGCAGGGGCUCAGCAGCGAGCAUUAUCAGGAUGGAAGUGAGGACAGCAAAGUGUACCGGUUGUCGUACCGCAGCCCGGUGUACGGUCAGGUUCGGGAGCCCAAGCCGUACCGGAGGAGCUACACUCACGCUAAACCCCCGUACUCCUACAUCUCUCUGAUCACCAUGGCGCUGCAGCAGUCCUCCUGCAAGAUGCUCACCCUGAACGAGCUGUACACGUGGAUCACAGACCUGUUCCCCUUCUACCGGCAGAACCAGCAGCGGUGGCAGAACUCCAUCCGACACUCGCUCUCCUUCAACGACUGCUUCAUCAAGGUUCCCCGGCUGCCGGACCGACCUGGGAAAGGCUCUUUCUGGGCGCUGCACCCUGACUCCGGGAACAUGUUCGAGAACGGCUGUUACCUCCGGAGGCAGAAGAGAUUCAAGACGGGGAAACAACAAGCCACCGGUACCGGGAAACAACAGUCCAACAGUACCGGGGGGAAGGAGGAGAAGGAGGAGUCAAGUGGAGGGAAAUCGAACUCGGUUACUUCUGAUUCUCCUCCUUCCCUACCUCCUUCCUCCUCUUCUCCUCCAGUGACCCUCAAAUCUCACCAGGAUCUCGACCCGGUGCAACAGCGUGUUCCUUCCCCUCUCGUGCACACUCCUCACCUGUAUCCGAUGCUAGUGCACGAGGCGUCUCACCUGAAACCAGACCCCCACCCUCACCACCAUUACCCCCCACACCUGUACUCCUUCAACCACCCCUUCUCCAUCAAUAACCUCAUGAACGAGCCGCAGCUCCACAGACUGGAGUACGGAGGAUAUGGAGGUCAAACGGGGGUCAAACAGGGACCGGAUAACGGAGCUAUGCCUGAUAACGGGAACUACUACCGGGGAGUUUACAGACCCCUCAUGAACUCCUGAAGGACUCUUUAAAAAAAAAAAAAGAAUUCAAAUCGUGGAUUUCUACAUUUGUGAAUGUGGGUUGCUAAC